AUGGAGGCCUUAGAGAAAUCUUCUGUUGCUAAGAUUUUGUGGAGACACAGAAAAUCGAACAAAGAUUUUCAAGGAAGGAGGCUCUGCAAGUACCAAGGAAGCUGGUAUUACUACAACACUCUCCAAGCAGUCAUCAAUUUCCACAACAAUUUUCAGCCACAAGAGACCGAUAUAAUCCUUGCUUCUUCCCCAAAGUCCGGCACAACUUGGCUCAAGGCACUCACUGUCGCCCUCUUGGAGAGAUCUAAACAACAAGAUGAUGAUCCUCUCAACCAUCCAUUGCGGUCAGAUAAUCCUCAUGGCAUAGUACCAUUCUUGGAGAACAAUCUGUACCUCAAAAGCUCAACACCGGACCUAACCAAGUACUCAUCAUCCCCGAGGCUGUUUGCGACUCACAUGCCUUUGCACACCUUGAAAGAGGGACUCAAGGGUUCUCCUUGCAAGAUUGUGUUCAUGUGCAGGAACGCAAAGGACGUGUUGAUAUCUAUGUGGUAUUUCGUGUGCAAGUAUCAGAGAGUUGAAGCGAGUAGAAGCAUUCUCGAGUCGUUGUUCGAGUCGUUGUGCAGUGGAGUCACCUUCUACGGUCCCUUUUGGGACCAAGUCCUCAGCUACUGGAGAGGCAGCUUGGAAGAUCCGAGUCGUGUCCUGUUCAUGAAGUACGAGGAAAUGAAAGAAGAGCCUUAUGCUCAGCUCAAGAGACUUGCGGAGUUCUUAGGUUGUCCUUUCACCGAGGAAGAAUUAGAGAGCGGAUCUGUGGACAUGAUCUUGGAGCUCUGCUCCCUGCGUAGCCUUAGCGACUUGGAGAUCAACAAGUCCGGAAAAAACGUCAACGGCGUGGAUUACAAGUUCUAUUUCCGAAAAGGAGAAGUCGGUGACUGGAAAAAUCAUCUCACUCCGGAGAUGGAGAGCAGAAUCGACAUGAUCAUUGAGGAGAAACUGGGAGGUUCAGGUUUGAGUUUCUAAGAGUAUUUGCUGUUGUUGUGUGCUUCUAUUUAUUAUGAACGUAAUAAGAUUCUCUGAUUUUCUAUCAUUUCUGUUGUUGUGUUUCUAUUUAUUAUGAACGUAAUAAGAUUCUCUGGUUUUCUUCAGUUAUUGGAUAAAGUUUUUACGUUGUACAAAAAAACAAAAUUUAUUUGACAGCUGUGGGAUUUGAACCCACGCCCUUGCGGACCAGAGCCUAAAUCUGGCGCCUUAGACCACUCGGCCAAACUGUCUUGUUGCACUUUGUCUAAGAGUAUUUUAUUAGUCCGUAUCGCAUAUUUCUUUCUUUCUUUCCAUUUACUUGGGGAAGAAGAUUGUAAUCUGAAGACUUUGUAAUCUGAUACAAAACGAGGUUCUUUCAGUGUUGAACAAGCACCAACAUGUAAUUUGGAUACAGCAUGGAGAAAAAGAUUGUAUCAAUGUGUUAAUCAAAGCUCUCACUACCAUGAUAGAUUAACUUUCUGGAGCUCACUAUUUAUUAUACUUUAGGCAAAAAGUUAUCAAUCCUACUUAUUUUGACUAUGUAGGACGAUAACAUUUGGUCAAGAGAUAUCAUUGCUACAGAGUAUUAAGUUGGAGUUGUUGUUGUUACCACCUCUCACCUACUUUGUCAGAACGUGUGAGCAUGAGUUUGUGAAGGUAUAGUUAAAUUUAAUAUAUUAUAUGGAUUUGUAAUUAACCGACAAUAGAGGCUACUGAGCAAGAUGCAAGCAAACACAAUCAAACAUCAGAAAGCUUUUUUUAUCUAUUAGUUAUAGAAAAGAAGAAACCAAUACAGACAUGUUUGUUUCUCUAGGACGAGAGUACAAACAACCGUCACUCACUCAUAAAAGAAUUCAUUAUUACUUUUUGAACUCAUAACAACAACAAAGAGGUUUUUAAAGCAAAUCUUCGAAUUGAAUCAGAGAGAGACUGACGAACGACUCUUUCUCUCCCCCACUUAAGCAGAAAGAGGAGCAGCGCUCAAGAGAGACUUGGCUGGUGAGACCAAAGCAACACCACCGUUCUCCACUUUAGAGUACUUCUUGUACACAGCACGUAGCCUGCUCUCUCCGCAUCUUGAAUGAUGUAAAGCUAGAAGCUUUGAGCAUUCCCUAUAACACACAACAACAAAGAACAAAGCAUAUAAGUGUCUGCAACUAAUAGACAACAAACAAAAACAGAUACUUGCAAGU
Messenger RNA from Brassica rapa (field mustard), 2156 nucleotides. Its product is annotated as cytosolic sulfotransferase 1. NCBI's taxonomy places the organism in Eukaryota, Viridiplantae, Streptophyta, Magnoliopsida, Brassicales, Brassicaceae. Gene Ontology annotation, molecular function: sulfotransferase activity. The record is from RefSeq and is a predicted model, not a curated record.